AUGCACGCGCGGGUGGACUCACGUUUGCCGAACGCCUCGAACGCACAGAGGAGGACGAAGCACCGAAAGAAAACGCUGACGAGUGCGCGACCGACGUGGCGCGCGCAACGGAACCUGCGAUGUCACCGGCACAAGAAAACGUUCCGCCGAACGAAUCUCACGGGCGCGACGCGCAGACUACGGCGUGCCAGGUACCAGUCACUCAGGACGAAGCAUGUGUGCCAUCUACUGAUGUCACGCCCGCGUGUACGCCGCGACGAUCGGCUCGCGCAUCGAAGCCCAGUCUGCGUUUGCAACGUGUGUACACGACGCGUCCACGUCGAGCUCUCGCAUAAUAAUACAUGUACAUUACAUCGCGGCGCGCUGCAAGUGUACUAUCUCUCCAUUGUCACUCCGGACUACUCUUCGACGAGUGGCAUGCAGGUGGUCUACCCCACCAAGUUUUGUAAGACUGUUGAAAUGAAUUAUCAAGCUGUUCUGGCGUGUCCUAUACGUUUCAAGCUCUUCUACAGGCGUAGCGUCAAGGUGCGAAGUAGUCCGCUGAAUCAUUCGAGCCCUUGCUAUUCUCCUGUCCAGUGCGGUGUCAUCCAUGUGUACGACGGCAUCGACAACUUCCGCAGCGUGUCCUGCGUUUCUGUCCCGCCGCUCAGCCAAACGAUGCGCGUAAUAUUCCGCGUCCUCCACGUCACGCUCGUGCCACACCUGGACCACAGCGGCAUCUCGCUCUUCAAAAUCUGCCACAAUCACAGCCUCUAG
Molecule: messenger RNA, 756 nt
Organism: Ostreococcus tauri
Lineage: Eukaryota; Viridiplantae; Chlorophyta; Mamiellophyceae; Mamiellales; Bathycoccaceae
Exons: 1
Coding region: 1-756 (251 amino acids)
Source: RefSeq, a predicted model, not a curated record